CCGGCGCCGAGGUUCUGGCGGCGCGUGGGAGAGGUGGGGAACGAGGUCCUGCCUGUCAAGGAACUACGGCGGUUUUUUCCUGAAGAAGGGAAUUAUAUUUAAUUUCUUUUUACAGCAAUUAUUUACUAUCAGGAAAACAAGACAAAACACCGAAAAAUUCCAUAGCAAUCCCAUCCUCAAGAGAGAGUCUCUAUUAACAAUUUGGGGUACAUAAACAUGCGUUUGUGUGUUACAUAAGCGGGAUACUAAUGUGAUCUGCUUUUUUUACUUAAUACAUUGAGGACUUUUUCCAUAUCAAUUCAUAGACAUCUUUCCACUGCCUUCUCGACUAGCACUGAUUUGGACCCAAAGCCUGGAGGGCAAGAAUUUUCUCCUCUCCCUGCAAUGACCAACCUUAGUAAAGAGUCUCCUUGAAGAUCUGAUAAAGCAGCACUGUGAUGGCCAAGAUGUUGGAUAGAAAUAAGUGAAUUCUGGGUAUUUGCCAAGACUAAUGUAGCUGAUGAAAUACCUGCCAUUUUCUGCUCAAGGUUAAUAAAUGAAGUAAGUUAAUGGAAAAAAGACCAAAUCGUAAGUAGUUGGAGUGUUCAAGGACAACAGCCAUCUGGCUUUAGUUAUUCAGUAUGCAGAACCGACCAGGGUAUUGCAGCUAUUGCUGUGUGCACUAUGAUAACCUGGAGCAGCACGUUUCCAGCGCUCAGCACAGAUACUUGACUGCACAGAACAGACAGCGGAGGGGCACCAUGAGUUUGAUGGAGCGUUUCUUGCAGGAUGUACUGUGGCACCACCCAUAUCAUUAUCAAGAAAGCAGAUCAAUGCAAAGUGAGAGACUUCUUAUGAAUACUGCAUCACCUCUUGAAGUGGUUCCUGUUGAUGAUUUUAUUCCUGAAGAAAUGACUGAGGAUGCUACUGGAGUCAGAGGAGAGAUAUCCACCAAGAGUUUUGGACCUACUGAAAAGUUGUAUUCUAGACCUAGUAAAUCUCAGGAAUAUAUACAGGGUGUUUCAAUUCGACCAUCCGUUAUUCAAAAACUGGAGAAGGGACAGCAGCAGCCCUUGGAGUUUGUUCAUAAAAUCGGGCACAGUAGGAAAGAAUUGAAUCCAGUAGGCAUUGGUCAAGCUACAAACAAUGGGCGAAACUUAGUCUCAGUGAUUUCUAAUGCUUCUACUAGUCGUUUACUUGGGAGUUCUCAUGAUAGACCAGUUACUAUGACUAAGUUACCACCAGCAGCCCUUUUGGAUUCAGUUAGCAAACAUGAUCCAAACAACUUUGCCAGAUAUCUUGAACCACUGGACAGGGGCUCUAGAAAUCCUUUGCUGUCAUCCCAUCUAGAAACUUCUGCAGUUUCAUAUCAGAAAACUAAAGAAUCAAACAAGAAAUCUUUAUAUAUAAAUUCAGAUAAAUUGGUCAUAAAGGAAGAUGUAAAAUCUCAGGGUGAAACUUUGUCAACUGGCUUUAAAUUCCAUGAGUUGAUGGGUACUGAAGGCUCCUUAAAAUUUGAAUCUCUUUCCAAAUUAGCAGUAAACCCAGCAAUCAGCCUGAAUAAAAUUGAUAUGCCUUCUAAUAAAGGAAUCCUUGAAGAUGCCAUUCCAAAGCGCUGUGAGAGAUUCUUUUCUAAUAUGGAUUGUACCCAAGAAGAAAAGCAUUUGGUUUUUAACAAGUCAGCCUUUUUGGAGCAGAGGAGCUCAGUGAGAUCUGAAAUGCAGUUUGACUGUGGCUCUGUUCAGUCAGUGUCUGGUCAACCCCAAGACGCUGUACGAGACCUUUGGAAUGAGGAGCAGAUUGAGCAAGAAGAUCAGAACUGUGAAUCGAGGGGUUCUGAAACGAGUGUUGAUUGCAGUUCCUCUUUCCAUUCACUGACUGACCAGUCGAAAGGGACUGCCAAAGAAACAAACCUUUCGAAGGAAGAGCAUGCUGAUUUGCAGUAUAAGAAUAAUGAAUCUUGUGUUUCUGAAAUAAGUUCUGACUCUAGUGGCUCUCUUCACUUGACUACCAAGAGAACUCAAGUAAUUGUUGAAGAUACGUGUCUUCAGAAGGCAAUGCAUAUUAGCUUGGUUGAUGAAAGCUAUGAAUCUAGUGAUUCUGAGAUUAAUUUUGAUUGCAGUGCCUCACUUCAGUCAACUGAUGACUGCCCGCAACAGCCUGCAAAGGAAAUAAACCUUCUUAAGGAGGUACACGUGGGCUUGGUUGAUAAGAACUAUGGAUCUAGUAGCUCUGAAAUAAGCGCUGAUUCUGUUUUCCCACUUCAAUCAGUGGUUGACCAACUCCCCGCAGCUGUCAGAGAAACAAAACUUCGGAAGAAGGUUCACGUUGGCUUGGUGGAUAAGAACUACGGAUCGAGUUGUUCUGAAACAAGUUUUGAUUGUGAUAUUUCUCUUCAGUCAGUAGUGGACCAUCCCCAGCUGGCUGUCAAGGAAAGAAACCUAAAGGAUAGGCGUGUUUGCCUGGGAGAUAAGAACCAUACACCCAGUGGUGUCUCUCUAGAGACAGUGACUGAUGAACCUCGGAGGGCUGUGGAAGAAAUAAAUCUUCUGAAAGAGAAGAAUGACCUUGUGGAUAUGAACUGUGAAUCUCAUGGUCCUGAAAUGGGUUUUCACACUGAUGCUCAAUUAGUGGCUGACCAAUUGCAAGCAGCAAUUAAAGAAGUGCACUCUCGAGAAGCAGCUGUUGACCAGGAGAAUAAGAGUGUUAAAUCCAGUGUUUCUGAUCUAAGUUUUGAUUCUCAUGCUUCUCUUGAUCAGUUAGCUAAUGAUCUAUCUCAAGGGGCUCUGGGUGAAAUAAAUCUGAAAGAGUUAAAUGUUGACAUGGAUGUUAAGAGCAAUGGGUGCUCUAGUUCUGAGCUGACUUUUGAUUCGGAUCCCCCUCUGCUGUCAGUUACUGAGCAUUCCGAGCUUGAUGUUGAGGAAAUAAGAAAAAAGCACAUUCACCUGGGAGAUGAGAGUUAUGAGUCGAACAGUUCUGAAAUAACUUUUGAUUCUGAUAUUCCGUUUUGCUUAGUAGUUGACCAAUCUCAAGUAGAUGUUUCUGAGGAGGAACCUAUUCAUCUGGAAAAUAAGAGUAAUGGCUCUUGUGUUUCUGAAAUAACUUUUGAUUCUGACAUGCCUCUUCAUUCAGGGACUGAUCAACCUGAAGUAGCUGUUAAAGAAAUAAUCACUCAGAAAGAAGAGUAUGUACAGUUAGAGAGGAAGAAUGAUGAACCCAGUGGUUAUGAAAUAAGUUUGGGUUCUUAUGACGCUCAUUCAAUGAUUAGCCCUCGUCCAAUGACUAGCCCUCCUGAAGUUGCUGUUAAAAAGCUAAAUCUCCCUAAGGAAGAGCACGUACACUUAGAAAACAAGGGUGGUGGACCUAGUGUUGCUGAAAUCAGUUUGAAAUCUGAUCUUUCCCAUCAUUUAGUGAUUGAUCAUCCUGACAUAGCUCUUAAAGAAAUAAACCAACAGAAAGAAGAACAUGCAAACUUAGAAGAUAAGGGUAAUGAAUUAAGUGUUUCUGAAACAAUUUUGGAUUCCAGUAUCCCUCUUCAGUCAGUGACUCACAAACCUGAAGUAGUUGUUAAAGAAACGUGGCUUCAAAAAGAAAAGCAUGCUAAAUUCAAAGGUAAAAGUGCUGAAUUUAGUGGUUCUGAAAUAAAUUUAGAUUCUAAUGUCUCUCACUAUUCAGUGACUGAACCUCAAAUAGCUGUUAAAGAAAUAAAUGUUCAGAAAGAAGAACAUGUUGUUCUAGAAAAGAAGAGUGAUAAAUGUAGUGUUUCUGAAAUAAUUUUGGAUUCUAAUGUCCCUCCUCAGUCCAUGACUGAAAAACCUCAAAUAGCUGCUUUGAGGGAGGACCAUGUUGACCCAGAAGGUGAAACUACUGAAUCUAGAGGUUUUGAAAUAAAUUUGGGUAUUGAUGCCCCUCUUCAUUCAGUCAUUGACCGGCCUCAGCUCGCCCAUUUGAAGGAAAAACAUGUUGAUGUGGAAGAUACAAACAGUGAAUCGAGUGACUAUAAAAUAAGUUUUGAUUCUAAUAACCCUGCUCUUCAGCCAUUGACUGAACAAUUUCAGGAAGCAGUUAAAAAAAAAAACCUGUGCAAGGAAGAGGAUAUUGGCCUGGAGAAUAAGGUUGAUGAACUUAAUGGUUCUAAAUUAGUACUCGAUUCUGAUGUUUCUGUUCAGCCUGUGGCUGCCCAACCUGAGGUAGCUAUUAAAGGAAUAAACCUUGAGGGUGAAGGUCAUGCAUACUUAGAAGAUAAGAAUAGCCAAUAUAGUGGUUCUGAAAUGAGUUUGGAUUCUGAUUUCUUGGUUCAGUCAAUAAUUGAUCAGUCUCAGAUCACUAUUUUGGAGCAGGAGCAUACUGAGUUAGAAGAUAAGCACAGUGAAUCUUGUGGUUCUGAAAUAAGUUUUGACUCUGAUGAGCCUCUUCAGUCAGUGGCUGACCAGCUUAGAGAUACUGUUCAAGAAAUAAGCCUUUGCAAGGUUGAAGUCGAUGUGAAAGGUAAGAGGGAUGACUCUAAGGGUUUUGAAGUUAUGUAUGAUUCUGGUGUCCCUUUUCAGUCAGUGGCUAGUGAAACUGAAGAGGUGGUUAAAGAGAGAGACCUUUGGAAGGAACAUGUUGACUUGGAAGAUAAGAUUGUUCGACCUAGUGAUUCUAAAAUAAAUUUUGAUUCUGAUGAACCUCUUCAGUCUGUGGCUAAUGAAAUUCAAGAGGCUAUUACAGAAACGAAUCCUCUGAGGGAGGAACAUGUUUGUCUGGAUGAUAAGGGCAAUGAACCCAAUGAUUCUGAAAUAAUUUUUGUUUCAGAUGUCCCUCUUCAAUCAGUGGUUGAGCAGCUACACAUUUUGGAAGAGGAACAUGCCAAUUUGGACGAAAAGAGCAGUGAUCCUUGUGAUCCUGAAAUAAAUUUUGAUUUUGAUGAUCCUCUUCAGUCAGUGGCUGACCAGAUUCAAAACGAUGUUAAAGAAGUAAGUCUUUGGAAGGAAGACUGUAUUUAUCUGGAAGAUAAGAGCUAUAAACUAGGUGAUUUUGAAGUAAAUUAUGGUUCUGAUGUUCUUGUUCACUUCGUGGCUGAUCAAUCUCCUUUGGCUGUCAAAGAAAUAAACUUGCAAAAGAGGGAUCAUAAUGACUUAGAAAAUAAGAACUGUGAACCUAGUGUUUCUGAAGUAAAAUGUGAUUCUGGUGUUCAUCUUCAGUUAGAACUAGACCACCCACAAGUGGUUUGCAAAGAAAGAAACCUUCAGAAGGAAGAGUAUCUUGGCCUAGAAGAAAAGAUCAGUGAACCUAGUGAUUCUGAGAUAAUGUGUGAUUCUGAUGUCCCUCUUCAGAUAGUAGUUAACGACUUUCAAGUGUCAGUCAAAGAAACAAAUCUCAAAAAGAUGCUGUUGGUGGAGGUGGUGACCAGCGAUAGUGAUUGUGAAAUGAUUUCUGACUCUGACAUCACUUUUCAGCCAGUGAUCGACUCACCUCAAAUGACUGUCAAAGAAAUCAACUGUAUCGAUAGAGAGAGUUUUGAUCCAGAAGGUGAGAGCUGUGAUUCUUGUGAUUGUGAGCUUGGAUACGUUUGUGAAGCUUCUCCUCGACUGGUGGCAAACCAACCCAAAGAGACUUUCAAAGUAGUAAACCAGAAGAAAGACUAUAUUAUUCUGGAAGAGUCAAGCUGUGAGUGUUAUGGUUCUGAAAUAAAUUUUCAAAUUGAUGCCUCUCAUCAAUCCAUGACUUAUCAGUCACAAGAGCCUGAUAAAAAAAUGGCAAAAUAUAUUGACCCAGAAGAUAAGAGCUGUGGAUCUAAUAGUCCUAAAAGAAAUUUUAAAUGGGAAGACACUUCUCAAUCAGUGACUCACCAACUGCAGAAAGCUGACAAAGAAGCCAGCCUUUGGAAAGAUCUAGAAAAUAUUGGCCUAAAAAACAGGAACUGUGAAUUGAGUGUUUCUGUGAUGGAUUGUAAUGCCUCCCCUGAGUCAGCGAUCCAUCAAAUGACUGAUAAAGAAAACCUUUUGAAGUUGAGACAUACAGAUCUAGAAAGUGUAAGCUAUGAGCCUUCUGGUUCUGGGAUGCGUUUUCAGUGCAAUCCUUCUCUUCAGUCUGACACUGAGCAGCCUCGAGAGGCUGUUAAUAAGAGGCUGUCUUUUAACCUGAAGGAAACGAGUCAUGAUUCCCAUUCAGACUUUGUUCCCGUGGUUGAUUCUGUAAGGAACUUGGAAGUGGCAAAAGGGGUCGUGGAAGAUAAUCCUGAUGAACCAGUUCUUGAAGCCUUGCCUCAUGUCCCUCCUUCAUUUGUGGGGAAAACGUGGUCUCAGAUAAUGAGAGAAGAUGACGUGAAAAUUAACGCACUCGUGAAGGAAUUUAAGGAAGGCCGUUUCCACUGUUACUUCGAUGAUGACUGUGAAACCAGGAAAAUUAAAAAAAAAAAUUUGAAUGAAGGAAAAAAGAUUGCCUGGGAUGACCUCAAUGAGGACCCUGCAUCAAUUCAAGUUUUCUCAGAUUGUGAUGAUAAUGCAGGUGGUAUUUUGGAUAUUGAUGACUCUUCAGUGGCCUUAGAUAAACCUGGUGUUCAUUCUACAGUGAAGUUGCCUUAUGAGCAAACCUGGCAAGUGGCUUCUCGAUGCCAGGCUGUAAAACUCAGCCAUGGAAUGCAAACCAAUCUUACGAGUCACCUAGGGGUAAAAAGAAAACUCAUGAGACAAGAUGCAGACUCGCCAACAAAGAAGGACAGAAAGACGAAAGUAAAAAUUGGAACAGUUGAAUUUCCUGAAUCAUGUAUUCAAGUUUUGAAGCCUUUGCAGCCCAGUGCCUUAGUCUAUGUUCUUUCUUCAAAUAUUAAGCGGAAGGAAGAUGAAUCCUUCAACUUAUCUACAAUGAGGCACCAAAGGGAUGUAAAUAAUCAGAAUAUUAGCAUACAGUACAAAUAUAAAUGGAGUUCCUUUAGUUGUUAUGACCCAUUGAAUAAGCAAAUUGUAAUUGAUCCUGCUCUGAACAUAGAAGUACCAGAGUCUGACAGGACUAACUGUGUUCAAAUCCAUUUGAGCGACCUACAGUCCAGUGCGGAAGAUGGGGAUGCUCCUGGACAAAGCUCUGCCUCAGCAUCUUUUGUGUCAGGAAGACACGAAUUAAUGUCACAUCAGGGGACCAGUGGAUCUUCUGUGUUUCUGGAAAAACCAGAGAUUUUGAAUUCUAGUGAAGUUCCAGAGGAAAGUAAUUUCCAAUUAACUCUUUUAAAUUGUGAUGCUGCCAAAAGUGCUUCAAAAUCAGUUAGAACUAAGUUUUUAGAAAGUAAAAAGAAAAUUCAGAGAAGAAAAGUGACAACUAAUAAUAAGCCAGGUUUUCCCCAAAAGGCUUGUGAACCAAUUAUUCUCCAGCAAAGAAACAGAAUCAUUUCAGAACAACACUCAGUUUGGAUUCGAACCAAACUAAAUGAUAUAAUUAGAAAGUAUAUUUUAAAAUACUCUGUUUUUUUGCGUCACAAAUAUCAGUCCAGGAGCACUUUUAUUAGAAUGCAUCUUAAGAAGAAAAAGUCUGAUGUCAGUAGGUUAACGAAGGUGAAGAGACCAGCCCAGAUGCUUUUGAACUCCUUGGUUCUGUCCACUGUUGCUGAGGAGCAGGUGAGAGUUAUGGCGAGCUCUCCUCCCAAGCAACCUGUGCAGGAUUCUUCCAGUGCUGUGGGAAGUAAGAGGAACGGUAAUGAAAAACACACUGGAAGAAAAGGAAGAAAGCCUUCUAGACCGGUUAGAAUAUAUGCUUUGAGGAGUUUAUGUUCUCAGGUACCGUGUUAUGAAAGAAGGAGGUGUUGGGUGUCAAACCAAUAGUGAGGUAGUGAGGCUGACUGGAAGUGUUCGUGUUGAGGUGGUGGAGGACUCAGUACUUCAGGUGAAAUGUGUUUGGUACUUAGUGCACAUAGCUCUCCCAACUUUGGUGAAAAAAUCAGCCUUCAACUAUUUUGCUAUAGAUAUUAUUUUUCAUAACUUUUAUAUUCAUUUAAAAUUAGCGUUUAAGAUCUUUUUGUUAAAGAUUCAAAAGCACCCUGUGUCCAUUUGCUGUAGAAGAGCUUCAUCUUAACUUACAUCACAUAAUUUAGCACAGUAUAUAUAAUUUUCUCCCUCAAAUCGUGUCCCUCUAUUUAAUUUUUAUGAUUGUAUCUCUCAUGUCAGCAGGUUAUUAUAUUGCAAGAAUGAAUAUGACAAACACUAAAUAUUAUCUUAUUUUUACUUUUUAAAAAUUGGAACAAAUGAAUAUGUACUUCUAUAUUGUGUGUUUCAGAGUGGUAUUGUCAAUAUCGUAUUCUAACUGGAUAAUUAAAAAGAAGAAGCUGUAAUAAAUUAUCUCAACUUUUGAGUACGGUUAACUUAAAUAAUCACAAACAAAAUAUAAUUUAUCUUUCUUUUAAAAGCAUUCCAGAGAAUGAGAUUCCGUAACCUUUAAUCCAGUUUUAGAAGCCGCCUGGUGAUUUUAUAUACAGAACACAAACCCCUCCUGCUUUGUUUCGGUUAGAUUUGCAGGUUUCUGACUUUGCUCCUGUGGACACGUACCCCGGUACAAUCUCCGAGGGGUUUUCUUGAGCCGACUUGACUAGAUCACAGGGGGAACAUGAUCGUGCUGGUGCAGUGAGGCUCUUCCCCAGGCUCUGUGCCCCACUCUGGGAGGGUUGGUGGCUUACUAUGAAAGUCUCAAGUUGUCUUAUGGCCAUAUCUCUUAAAAGUAUUUUAGACAUUACCAUAUCACUUUUUGAUAGUUUGAACUGAAAUUAUUGGUUUGGUAAUUUGGGUAGACUGUUAAUUGUUAUCAACAAAUUAUUUAUAAUCUUAGUAUUUCAAAAGAUCUAAUAAAAUUAACAACCUAAGUGGAAGCCCAUUUUGCAAGUGAAAACCUAUGUAUUUGCACAUGAGUUUGGCUUUUCUUAAACUUGCUAAUUAGUUCAAAUAAAAGAUGUUAAGAUGUGCAGUUUAGGUCUGAGGUCCUCAGAAUCUGUUUGGAUCUUUUAUUCAGGGACACCAGUUGAGCUGGUACGGAUGCAUCCUAUUAUCCUGUUAAGCUAAGGAUCCAGGAUCCUUUUCUAUCAUUGAUGUUAAAGGGAAACAUGAAUUUCAGCUACAUUGUAUAAACCAUAUUUUAUUGAAACUAGAUCAGUGUACCAUAAAUUCAGAGAUAAAAAUAUGUUUCCAUAGAAUUAAUGAAAAAAUAGUGUAACAAUUGGUUCUAAAUGUAGUUUUAUUUCAGGGGCCAUUAUUUGACCUGUGGGUAAAUGAUGGUGUUAUGUUGUAAUUUCUUUACUUCCAAAUUUAAAACAGUAAUUAUGUUGGAAAAAAUGGGCAGAUGUUUAUAUUUUUUAGUUGCAAAGCAACUUCAGCCUUGCCUCAUAUACAAACAUAUUUUAAUUUCCUUUCUUAAAAUAUUGCUGUGGGCCACCAGUUUAAAAUAAUCCUCCAAUUUUAACUAGGAAGAAAACUGUCCUACUGAUUAGGAGGUAAAUAA
Diceros bicornis minor is the source of this 9435-nucleotide messenger RNA. RefSeq names its product zinc finger DBF-type containing 2 (gene ZDBF2). The coding region runs from base 621 to 7772 and encodes 2383 amino acids. Gene Ontology annotation, biological process: epigenetic programming of gene expression; genomic imprinting. Gene Ontology annotation, molecular function: nucleic acid binding; zinc ion binding. The transcript has 6 exons. The record is from RefSeq and is a predicted model, not a curated record. Lineage: Eukaryota; Metazoa; Chordata; Mammalia; Perissodactyla; Rhinocerotidae.